UCAGUUCAAGUGCACUACCGGUUCGCUUAACAACGGUGUGUUGCUUCGCCAAAGUGGAACUUGCUUUUUGAAGAUGGUUUGUGGUGGUGGUGAUGUUCGCUAAUUAAAAAGGAGCAUAAUAAUGGAUCAUUGGACUGCAAAUGUCGAUUCUACUUGAAUGUGUGACCGAUUUUAUAUGAUAUUUAGAGGAUCCUAUUUCGAUUUCUUAUAACCGUGAAAUGGUGUUCAUAUUUUUCGCAUGAUUUCGUGUAGGUUUAUAAUCACCAUGUAAAUUUGUAUGAAUUUUUGUCGUGGAGGUAGCCUUAUUGGCGACCUAUUAGCGUAAUAGCCUUUAAAUAUAGAAAUAACUUCUGUGGAGCAAAUAAAGAAAUAGCUUUUGAAAAUUGAUUCUGACGAAGAAUGCAUGUACCACUAGACAGAGUUAUGGAGGAAGAUGAGGAUGGCGAGUCGGCGGUGGAGCGACUCGUCUCCAUGCGGGCAGCCCAGGCGGCGCAGGACAACAAAGUCCGCAUCAACGUCGGAGGCAUCCGACACGAGACGUACAAAUCGACCCUACGUAACAUCCCCGAUACCCGCCUUGCGUGGAUGACUACGAUCUCGACCUCGAGCACGACGGCGGAUUACGAUCCGAUUACGUGCGAGUUCUUCUUCGACCGACACCCGACUAUGUUCGAGGCGGUGUUGAACUACUAUCGGACGGGGAAGCUUCACGCGCCGACCAACGUCUGCGGGCCGGCUUUCGAAGAGGAGCUCACUUUUUGGGGAAUUGACGAGAAGCAGAUUGAGCCAUGCUGCUGGUCGCAUUACACCCAGCACCGAGACGCGCAAGAAACACUGCACAAAUUACAGGGUGGUGGCUUCGAAAGCGAAGAUGAUGAGGAAGAGGACGUCGCCAGAAUCUUUGGCAUCGAGGAGGCGUGCGAGACGGAGAAGAACCAGUGGUACAGAAAAUGGCAACCCAGGAUAUGGACCCUUUUAGAAGAACCCUAUUCCUCACGCGCUGCUUUGGUAAGACAGAACUUUUGCUGCUGAUGUUGUUGUUAAUAGAAGUAAUUUGUAAACAUUUGUAUUUGUUUUUUUUUACGUUUCCUGCCCUCAAUGGACCAUAGAUCAGGUCAAGUCCUGGGCUUUUCUUAUUAUGUUCUCCAUUGCUGUGUAUGUCUUUCCCAUCAUGACUUGUCUCUGUUCAUUUUUUCAUUUUAUUUUAUUUCAACACGGAUCACUUGCUUCAGCCAAUGGCUGUAAUUCUUCUGCAAGUCCGUAAGUUCCGUAUCAAGAAUCAAUAAAGUGAUGUACCAACAA
Molecule: messenger RNA, 1302 nt
Organism: Strongylocentrotus purpuratus (purple sea urchin)
Lineage: Eukaryota; Metazoa; Echinodermata; Echinoidea; Camarodonta; Strongylocentrotidae
Product: potassium voltage-gated channel protein Shaw
Exons: 2
Coding region: 400-1032 (210 amino acids)
Biological process (GO): protein homooligomerization; potassium ion transmembrane transport
Cellular component (GO): voltage-gated potassium channel complex
Molecular function (GO): delayed rectifier potassium channel activity; protein binding
Source: RefSeq, a predicted model, not a curated record